CAAGAGUCGGCUGGCCGGAGCGACUGUCUGUGAUCCGAUUAGAGUGUCGGCGUCAGACGCCUGCGUUGCGCUUGCCCCACAAAAAGAAGCCUCUAAGGAAGUAUUAACCGCCUAUGCAGAGCCUGAAACACGGGUGCUUGUCGCGUCCUACCAUCAAGACAAAGGCCGAAGGAGCACAGGUGUUCUCUCACCAGCCUCGCCACCUGAAAAGCUUCCUGAGACGUACGAUGCGAAAGCGCCGGUCCAGCAAUUGAGUCCGACGGUAGCGAGCGGUGAGCCAGACAAGAGUCGGCUGGCCGGAGCGACUGUCUGUGAUCCGAUUAGAGUGUCGGCGUCAGACGCCUGCAUUGCGCUUGCCCCACAAAAAGAAGCCUCUAAGGAAGUAUUAAACGCCUAUGCAGAGCCUGAAACGCGGGUGCUUGUCGCGUCCUAUCAAGACAAAGGCCGAAGGAGCACAGGUGUUCUCUCACCAGCCUCGCCACCUGAAAGGCGCCCUACAGCCAGAGCUAAAGCGCCAUCUGACAAGUCACCUGCAACAAGCCCAGUAACGUCAUCAAAAGAGGGCGAAACUGACACGAAUAGACCAAAGACGAAGGCGCGUGCUCUUCGACCCCUCCUAGCGUCAUUUGGACACUGUGCCGGAUCAGCGUCGAGGUCAUUGUCGCGCGCAACGUCACCUAAUUACGGUUCCUUCUCGCCGGGUAUUGUUUCACCGGGAUCAUCAUUUUCCCCAGCUUCAAACGAAGGAAGCGUUAAAACGAAACCACUGUAUAGAGAACUGCUCGCCGCGGUAAGUCCUGACGCAGAUGCAGGCCUCAAGAUAGCGCAGUCCACGAUGUCGCCAAGUUCUGGCAUGCCCUUGGUAAAUUCUCCUUAUGCAGCCGCAUUGUCACCAAAUGUUCUGAGCGGCAGUUCUUCGCCACAUGCAUCGAGGGCUUAUGCCACGAGUCUCCCCGGCAAAGUGCCCAUUUACAGAUCGUUAGUAGCUUCUGUAGGACGACCUCGUAGCACCACUACACCUGCUUCGUCCCCUCAAUCACACGAUCAUGAACAAUUUGUAACAGAGCGCCGCGAACUUCAGAGCCCUUCGUCGAAAUCUGAGACCAAGGCAAACAACGUUAAGGAAUCUUCGGUGAAAACAUUGCAAGCGGAACUUGCUGAUAUGGGCAAGAUUCAAACUAAGAAGACGUCUGGGAAAUCUUCACCGGUAGGACACGCCAGUGAGAGCAAAACUACAGCCAAAGCUCCACCACCUAAGGAGUCUUCGGUCAAAGCAGUACCAGCAGGACCCACCAGUAAGAGUAAAACUGCACCUAAGGAACCUUCGGUGGAAGCAGUAGGGACAGGCCGCACCAGUACAAGUAAAACUCCACCACCUAAGGAGUCUUCGCCGAAAGCAACAGUAGCGGGACACACCAUUGGAAACAAAACUCUGCCACCCAAAGAGUCUCCGGUGAAAGCAGUACCGGCAGGACUCGCCACUGCGAACAAAGCUCCACCUAAGGAGUCUUCAGUCGGACACACUAAUGCGAAUAAAGCGCACGACAUUAACUUGUCGGAAAUUCCAGGUCGCUCUGACAAAUUCCCGGAGAAGCGACUGGCUACAGAAGAGUUGCAGAGCGUUGGAAACAAAACUCUUCCACACAAAGAGUCUCCGGUGAAAGCAGUACCGGCAGGAGUCGCCACUGCGAGCAAAACUCCACCUAAGGAGUCUUCGGUCGGACACACUAAUGCGAAUAAAGCGCACGACAUUAACUUGUCGGAAAUUCCAGGUCGCUCUGACAAAUUCCCGGAGAAGCGACUGGCUACAGAAGAGGUGCAGAGCGGCGCUUACAAAGACGUCCCUGAGGAGCGCACCAGCAUGUUAGAGACAACGCAGCAGAGUUGUAGGACGCGAACGAGCUUCGCUAGCGUCACCACUUACAGGACUACAGAUAACAGCAUGACUUCAACAAAGACUGAAAACGUAGAUCCUACAACAACCUCGAAAAGUUACGAUCAGAAAAGUGUGAUUGAAGGCGAAGCAAAGCUUGCCAAGCACUUUUUGCCGAAAGACGUGGAUCCUGCAAGGGCAGGCAGCGAUACACCAUGCUCAGCGCCAGUGCCUCACAUGGAAGCACAGAAAGAGCAAAGGUCUUCAUAUAGAGAGAGUUCGGAGAAGGAUGAAAAAUGUCGCAAGCCAUCAGCGGCGGAGCGUCCCGUGGACCCCAACAUGGUGCUUGUGCCGAAUUCCAAACCAGUUGCAGGAACGCAAUUGUCGCAACAAGUGAUUGGGAGGCCGCCCGGAAGGAAGGCCCAAAACAUUUUUCUGUUUGCGGGGUUGGAAGGGGAAGCCAGGCUUCCUAAAGUAUUUCCGGCAGAGGCAGUCUCCAAAGGGCAGGAAAACCAGAAACCCAGUUCACCACAAACCAUCGGAAAACCACAAAUCAAGCCUUCUGAAAAAGCACCAACGCCGGCAUCCGUAACAACUGCGCACGGUGCUCAACCUCUGAAAGCGUCUGCACAUUUGAGCCAGCCAGGGAUGAGCGGGGCUGGUGAGGCAUUGCCGCAACUAAAAAAUAAGCAUGGCGCGGCUGAGCCCUCGGCGGAAGCUUCUAUGGUUAAGCUGUCUGAAAUCCGAGAGGGCGACGACAAUGAGUUCGAGUUUCCGGCGUACAGACAGUACACUGCAAUGUUUCAAUCCCCUCAACCCGCCGAAGUCAUGUCGCCAUCUGUGUCUUGGGAACAAGGCGAGCUCAAGAAAAAGAAAAAGCACAAAUCGAAGAGGCACAAGGGCGCUGACGUUGCUGGAAUGGGACCGGAAGGCAGAAAGACGGAAGAGCCGAGUCCACAGACGAAUGCGGCGGGAGCUGUGGGUGCAGCACCGGAAGGGAACAGCCAGGCACCACACGCCAUGGAGCACGACCAGGAUUACGGUUACAUGUCGUGCUGCCUGACGGUUCUGUUUGUGUUAGCCGUGAUGCUUCUACUGCUAGGGCUCGCUCACGUGGUCGACAUUACUUGGUCCACGGUUGCGCUGAAUAACACCGUCACGGAGGCGACUGGGGCCAGUUCUGUGGCCGCCGCCGGCCUCUUGUUCUGCUCGUCCGAACUCUGCAACCGCGAAGCAGACUACAUCAAAUCCCUCUUGGAGGGCAGCACCGCGGGGCCGUGCGAGAAUUUCUACGAACACGUGUGCGGGUCCUGGGCUACGGCGCACCCGCUGGGCAAGAACAAGGGCACCGGCGCUAUGGUAUCGACCGACACCAUCAUUCAAGAUCAGCUGGUCGCAAGUCUUCUGGCGCUGCUGCCGUCGACCCAGGAGUCUGACGUCAGCUUGGCCGUGUCUCUAUACAAUGCGUGCGCUGAUCGCAGCAAGGAAUCCUCAGCGACUGCGUCCGUGACGCGUCUCCUCAGCUCUUGGGCGAUAAAGCAGUGGCCGAGAGAAGCUGCUGCCACUACGCGAGAAUCGUGGACCUUUGCCGGUCAAAUUAUGCGAGACCUAGGCUUAGCCACAUUCCUUGAUAUGGUAAACGGCGCGGGUCCCGGUGAGGCUACUGUCGUCGAACUGAGCAAACCUAAGCACGUCUUCUCGUGCAACGACGCUUUAAGACCCUCUGUGGUGAUGCAGUUCCGCGACGCUGUGAGCGACAUCGCCUCCGCGUUUAGCGAAAGGCCAGACACAGCGCUUAUCGACGAAAUUAUGACUGUGUUCAUUCGUCUCGCUUCGAGCCCGCGAGAGCCUAGCGUCGCUGAACUAGAAGAGCUCAAGUACGGCGGCUACGUCGUGGUUAAACUUUCCGAAGUAGACGCGGCGAUCACCGAAUUCUUGCGCGUGGCGUUCGACGGUGCCUCUAUGUUCGAUACGACGACGACCGUGAAGCUAAAGUCAUCCCGAUACGUCCGGAACUACCUCCCCGCUGCGCUGCGCGAACUUCCUGCCAGGGCUGUUAUGAACUACGAAGCUUUCCUCGCGCUCGUACGGUUAGCCCCCUUCCUGCCGGAAAAGCACUCAGCAUUGCGCCAGCUGUUCUUCAUGGAUCUCCGUGGCAGGACGCUCGCCGAUGCCGCGGACUCCAGUACGCUGUGCUUAAUGGCUGUGGAGACCGUACUGCCUUCCUGCCUCGUCAAACUCUCGGCGAGCCUGUUCCGUACGGACGACGAGCGUGGGCUUAUUGCAGACAGGCUGGCGCAUUUGGAGAACGUCUUCAGCCGCCGCAUUUCUAACCUGGCCUGGAUCAGCGAGUACGAGGCGCUCGUCCACCGCUAUCAGCUCAAGCGACGGCGAGUGGCACUCUUCGGACACGGGAACGAGUCUUGCGUAGACGCCUCUCCCGCAGCCGGCUACCCGGCGGAAAAGCCCGCUGAGUUCUACCACGCCGUCGCACGUUCCCAGCAGCGGGCGAAGCUACAAGCCAAGAGCACCAGCAGCCUUCCACCCACCCUGUUGUCUCCGAUGCGUACGCAUGCCAGCUACGACGCGUCGAGACGGCGCGUCCCUGUUCCCGUCGCACUGUUCAACGCAUCGGUGCCCAGUAACGACAGCCUGUUCACGUUGCACCUGUCCCGCUACGCUGUGCGCUUCUACCACGCACUGGUGGAGAGGCUGUUUGACGCCGCCUACGAAAGCGAUUCGCUAGGUUCCGCAGACGACCUUCAGAGGCGCCUGGAGCUUCUCCUGAACUGCUUCGAGGAAGACCUCGGGCAGCUGCCGCGUAGCCUCCGACGCCCAACGCCACCGCCCGACCCUGCGCUGUCCAGGGGCGCAGUGCUUGAGCAGACGGUGGCACUGCAGAUUGCAUACGGCGCCUUCAAGGAACUGUUGGCGGUUCAGCGUUCUCAAGUCGCUGACCGCCGGUACGCCAAGCUCCCAGACAUGUCGUCCGAGCGUCUCUUCCUGGUGUACUAUGCUCUGGACAACUGCGAGAGUAGCGACGAGGACUACCUGGAGCACGAGGGACACUUGCUGCCCGCCGCAUAUCGCGUCAACCUGCCGCUGCGCCACCUGGUGGAGUUCGCGCACGUCUUCGGCUGCAGCGCGGACUCGGAGGGCAUGACGCGGUUCCCGCUUGGCAGGCGCUCCUCCUGCGCCGUUGUCCUGCCCGACUCGUGGACUAUGGGCGGCCAUCGCCGCUAGGUGGAGCCACCGACGCGUUGCAGGGUAGUGCGGCCCGAACGUCGUCGCCACACACAUGGGGCACGCAUUAUACACGGUCACAGAACCAGCGGCUGGACACUCGUAAUACGAUGCCGAGGGCUUGUGCUAAUAUGCUUACGAGACAAAACAUUGCGGAUAUACUUUGAGGCUUUAUUUCGACUCUGAACAGUCAGCCUGCUUUCUAAUUGAUAUAUUUCUCAACGCCUUUUUUUUUUUUUUUUCAGGCAGUUGUGUUUCCUGGUCGGUUGUGGUUGACACGCCAUGCACAUCUGGCCAGGGCCACCACUAUUGCUACUCUUCAAUCACUAUAGUUGUGUAUCUGUCACUUCGCGUCUCGUUAACGCCGUUCCAGCGCUUCUUCUCCCUUAUAAGUUGUUUUAAUCUUCUUCCCUGCCUCAAGAGGCAUUGUGCGCUGCAUUGCAGAACGAUCACGCGCGAAGUUCGACUCGCGCGAUCUGGUAUAACAACGCCGCGAGGAUGCGUUUCCCUGAGUGAGCAUGGUGAACGCCGGCAUGAAUUGUAUGGGACUGUUGCUGAUAUUCCUGAUAUUCUUGUUCUUUCAGCGUGUAUGUUUUACUUUGUCUUUUUGCUGCCACUCUAAUAUAGCAAAACUACUUUCGGUCGUGCCUGCGGCCCCAAAUGCUUGGGGUCAAUGAAUAAAUAAACUUUAUGAUGCCGUCAUAAUCAGGUGCAGCUUUUUGCGUCUUUUUUCACUUCUGCCUCCUUUCGCUUCAGCAGUUCGAGCAUGCAGUUUGAACAUGCAGUCGACUUCGUUCAUGGUCCCGUCACAUCUGUAAAUCGAUUAGGUGCUUGUUAACCAAGUGCCUGACAAUAAUUUCGCUUCCGGAAUGCGUCCAGAUCUGACAAUGCGUGCGCAACGCCCAACCAAGGACCCAAGGGUUGGGGGACGCAAACUCCCGUUGUUGGCAAUUUUCACUCUUUUCGUGCUCGCUUUAGGCUCUCUUGUAGGCUCGGCGGUUCGCCUCCCAACGCUUGCGUCUUCUAGAUUACCCACGGAGGAAGGAAACUCGGGAGAGGCCCUGAUGUCACUCUUUGUGAAGUGAAAGUGAAGCCGGAAGUUGGCGUUGCUCAUGGCGUUGCUCCGCCUAUCGGGCCAGCUCUCCUCUCUUGUUUACAUUUCU
Messenger RNA from Dermacentor andersoni, 6279 nucleotides. RefSeq lists its product as uncharacterized. Gene Ontology annotation, biological process: protein processing. Lineage: Eukaryota; Metazoa; Arthropoda; Arachnida; Ixodida; Ixodidae. Gene Ontology annotation, molecular function: metalloendopeptidase activity. Gene Ontology annotation, cellular component: plasma membrane. The record is from RefSeq and is a predicted model, not a curated record.